Megalobrama amblycephala (Wuchang bream) is the source of this 4601-nucleotide messenger RNA. RefSeq names its product membrane-associated ring finger (C3HC4) 8 (gene marchf8). Gene Ontology annotation, biological process: antigen processing and presentation of peptide antigen via MHC class II; protein polyubiquitination; immune response. The coding region runs from base 240 to 1934 and encodes 564 amino acids. The transcript has 9 exons. Gene Ontology annotation, molecular function: zinc ion binding; ubiquitin protein ligase activity; MHC protein binding. The record is from RefSeq and is a predicted model, not a curated record. Lineage: Eukaryota; Metazoa; Chordata; Actinopteri; Cypriniformes; Xenocyprididae. Gene Ontology annotation, cellular component: late endosome membrane; cytoplasm; early endosome membrane.
CACGCGCAUGCCCUCUCCGAUUUUUUUUCUUUUCUUUUCUCAACCCGAUUUUCCACCCCGAACGCGGAAGUCGGUGGACGUGACGCACGCUAUCAGAUGGGGACUGUGAAAUAAAAACAAAAACAUCGCUUUAUACAGUCGGGGAAAGACGAGAUUUGGAUUAGUGGUUCUUUCCAUCAUGCCGGUGCUGGUGGACAGACUUCAGCUUCAGAGAGUGUGAGCUCCACUGAACUGCGGGGAUGAACAUGCCAUUGCACCAAAUCUCUGUCAUCCCUCGUGAUGUCACUUCCUCCCGGGUGUCCAGCAGCGGGAAGGCAAAGGAAAAGGACAAACAGAAUGAGAAACCGCUUGGUCAUUCUGCAAGCAGGUCCAGCAACAUUUCAAAGGCAGGAAGUCCGACCUCCAUGAAUGCUCCCUGCAGCUUCCCCCGGUCUUCAGUGACGCCCUCGAACCAGGAUAUAUGCAGUUCUAAUGACCUCGCUCAGGACCUGGGCUCACAGAGGCCCUUACAGGCCACUGUAGUGCUGUUGAACUCUAAUGGUAAAAGCUCAGCAUCUCAGGGUGUCACCAUGACCACGCUCUGCCUGGACUCGCCCACCAAACCCAAAAAUAGAACCUUGUUUGGCACAGAAUGGCUCUCCCUACUCAAACCAUCAGUCAACUUGAAACCGGAAGGAGGCAAUCUGAAGUUCUCAAAGUCUCUGAAUGAUGUGGGACAAAAGAUGGACAGCCUAUGCAGCGGUCUUCACUUUAUAGACCGCACUUGUUCGGACGGGGAGCUGGGAGUGGAGAAAGAACAACUCAUGCAAGAUGGCCACAUCAAAGCCCUCAAUGGUCAAGCCAACUCUCCCCCUCUGUUUGCUUCUCAGCCUCCGUCUUUCCUCAACAACUACAAAUACAUCUCCAACCCAAGGCCUGAGAACUGCCUGGCUCCCCCUGCUCCUCCCCAUUCAGACCUUCAAAGAAGCUCCAACUUCCUGCGCCUCAUCUUUCCGCUCACCCGCUCUUCCACCGCGGGAAGUCUGCGGGCGUCUGAGAUGGGAAGCUACGCUUCAAAGCUCCACAUCACCAAGUCAUCCAGCGCCAUGCUGGACGCCAGUGAGUCUUGCUGUAUGGAGGAGAUGGGAGACGACGAAGUGUUCGAGGAGGAUUCGACCCGGUGGAAGCUGAAGAUGGAGGGGUUACGGGCUCCUCUUUGCUCUCUCGAGGAGGACAGCGACUUGGAUCAAUGCUCCUCUCCGCUGUCUGAGAAAAACGGGCCGCUGUCGCCCUACUCCCUGUCGGGGGACUGCUGCAGGAUUUGUCACUGUGAGGGGGAUGAUGAGAGUCCACUGAUAACACCCUGUCACUGCACUGGGAGUUUGCGGUUUGUCCAUCAGGGCUGCCUGCAGCAGUGGAUCAAAAGCUCAGACACGCGCUGCUGCGAGCUCUGCAAGUAUGACUUCAUCAUGGAGACCAAGCUCAAGCCACUCCGCAAGUGGGAGAAGCUUCAGAUGACCGCCAGCGAGAGGAGGAAGAUCAUGUGCUCGGUCACUUUUCACGUCAUCGCCAUCACAUGUGUCGUCUGGUCGCUCUACGUCCUCAUUGACCGCACGGCAGAGGAGAUCAAACAAGCGGGGAGAAUACCAGGAAUAUUGGAAUGGCCUUUUUGGACCAAGCUGGUGGUGGUGGCCAUAGGCUUCACGGGCGGACUGGUGUUCAUGUACGUGCAAUGCAAGGUCUACAUCCAGUUGUGGAAGAGACUCAAGGCCUACAACAGAGUAAUAUAUGUGCAGAACCGCCCAGAGACCUGUAAAAAGAACGUUUUUGAUAAGCCCUCCCUUCUGGAACCCAACUUGGAAAAUAAAGAGGCGCUCGGGCCGGCGCAGUCGGACACAAACUCUUCCCAGUACACAGAGACAGAGGACUACAGUAUGGAGAUCCUGCACGUGUGAUCGCUUGGCACCACAUAUACCCCCCCCCCCCCCCCACCCCUUCUAGAGGACCGGCUGGGGCGUCGCAUGCUCCGGGACACACGUGGAUGCCACACGGCACUGGGCACGAGGACUGAGACUGAACUUGUUUCGUUGUUUAGAUGUUAUUUUCUCUUUGUUCGUUUGUCCGAUCUGUCCCUGUAAGUUGUUGGCUAACCAUAAAGAAUCGGUGUGCGCUAGAUCUCGGAUCAUUCCAACUACUGCCAUUGUACUGCUGUCGUACAAGAGUUGAAAUCCACCGUCGAGCCGUGUGUGUGUGGACGUGUCUGCGCUGGUUCUGAUGGAGCCCAUGCAUAUAAGCACUUUUUAUUUCCCUGUCCUAAAGUCCCCUGUUUUAAUAAUAUAUUCAGCUCCUUUCUACGUGGACAAGACAUUAAAACAAACUUGAAGUUUUGUGGGCGACAUCUCACAUUUUAUAGGUGCAUUUGUAUCUCCACAGACCCCCUCGGAUGGAACAAAAAAGGAAUCUGAAGGAGCAAUGAGGGAACAUUUAUGUACUGUUAUGUAUCAUUCCACUUCUUUAGAAACAUUCUGAAGUUAGUCAUUGUGAAAUUGACACGACCUAGGCUUUAUUUUAUAUCAGCUGAUUACUAAAUAAUACGGAUCAUCUAAUUACAACAUUUAUCCUAUCAAGGGCUAGAUUUACUAAAGUGCGAUGCUACAGUUCUUAGCAUGUGCAAAAAUGAUCCCAUACGGUGACUAGUCACUGGCAAUGCUGCUGAUUUUUGCAUUUGCUGAAGACUUGACUGCAUUAGUGAAAGACUUUAGUAAAUCAGGCCUUAAAGUGUAUGUUGCGAAUGUAAAGAAUUCAAAUUUCUCCCUGAGGGAAAUUAACUUCAUUGUAGCAUCAUGAAUCAGUCAUGAUUUGUGUGUGUGUGUGUGAAAGAGAUUUACCUUCAUUAUGAAUUUUACCUGCGGGAAACUUGCAAGUUAAAUAAAUCCAAGUUUUCCGAUUUAAUUUCUCUCUCUUUUUUUUUUUUUCUUCAGAAAAAUGAUUAUCAAAGAUCUGCCCGCUUCUGGCAUUCCUGCAUUGCUUCAGAGUUGAUUUUAAAUCGCAACUUGAAUAACAGAAAUGAUGUUUUAGCAAUGAUGACUUGAACUAUUUAGCAAGCGUUCUGCUUGUUUUCUUUGGUUUUAAAAACAAUCAUAGCAAAUUUCCCAUAGGUGUAAUUUCAGGUUUGUAUUUAUUCUGAGUAUUGUAUAGCGUUUCAAUGGCUUUAAAUGUUGGAAAAUAGCCAUGUUAGUUUUGGCCUUCAUUCUUAAUUUUGAUUGACAUCCCCAUUGGCAAUGAUCAUGUACAUGGGCUGUGCUUCUUAUAAACUCUAUUGGAAUGAAUACUUUUUCAUGAUCUGAUAUGUUCACAAGGUACAGGAUACUUCUGCCAUCUAGAGCUACUGCACAGAAAAUGCACAUUCAAAAUUUUUUAACCUCUUCUGACUGGCUUUGUGCCGUUCGACCAAUAAAAGAUGCUCAAUGUUCAGUUUGCUAAUGCCGUAGCUUUUGUAUUCCUUAUCAAGUCUAUCUUUUUUUUGAAACUCGUCGUCUUAAGUUGGGUCCGUCUGUGUGCGACCAGGCAUAUUCUUUGGAUAACGUCACAAUGUAUGCACUACAACAAUGAAAUAAUGCAACCCUGUCAGCUCUCAUUUUAUGUGAAAAUACGUGGAAUAAAACUACUGUCGUUGGGCUCGGCAUUGCUUUUAUGGUUUGCCAGGCCUCGUAUGAAUCCUUUCCAGCUCGGUUUAAAUCCCCAUAGCCUAGAGAUAUUUGACAUUUCACUCAGUUUUAUGGCAGAUUCAGUGUAUACAUUUACCCAAGUUUUGUUUCAUUUGAUAUAGCAAAUUUGUAAAACAACGGGAGCUGGCUCCUUUUACUAGUUAAGUGAACACCUUAACAGAUACACAUUUUCCAGAAUCUCUUUUUUAGCACUGCACUGCAUCAUAUUUUGAUGGAUGUGUUUUAAAGCGCAGUAAUAGUCUUUUUUUUUUUUCUUCUUCUUUUUUUUUCAUGGCUCAUCAUAGAAGUGUUCAGUGCAUCAAACUGCAGUGCAUUACUACUGAAUUGGCUUGAACAUGAAAAACAUGACUGUUUCUUGCAUCUCCCUUAUUUCUUGUAAUUUUUCUCUAGUAGUAAAUAGUUUCUCUAAGCAUUUUUGAGGAUUAAAAAAAACAACCAAAUAAAGGAAAUAUAGAAGUUUUCACCAGCCUUGUGUUGUAUAAAAUGUUUUUGUUUUUUUUAAAUGACUGUAAUAACGGUGAUUAAAGAUCUGAAAACUGCCUGGAUAUGUUGAAGAUUAUUUCCCAUAGGAAAAUUCAGUGAAAUUCUCAGUUGGUCAUUUAUAUGUGUUGUCAAGGCCUUUUAUAAACACUGUGUCAAAUAGAUAACAUCAGUGGAUUUGAUCAAGCAUUUCACGUUGUGGCUUUCUCAGUGGAUAAAUACUGGUUUUGUGAAACUGAAAAGGCUGUAAUUUACAUGUAUAGUUUUGUAUUUUAUGUAUGUUUCUCUUUUUUCUCCUCAGUAUUACCACCUUUAUCCGGAUGAUUUUAGUUUCUUCGCUGAGAUAUGAGUGACUACAUUUGUGCUGUGUUUUUAAGGGAGACUGAGUGGAGCAAUAAAAGAAAUCUUAAACUA